Molecule: messenger RNA, 999 nt
Organism: Clupea harengus (Atlantic herring)
Lineage: Eukaryota; Metazoa; Chordata; Actinopteri; Clupeiformes; Clupeidae
Exons: 7
Coding region: 45-965 (306 amino acids)
Source: RefSeq, a predicted model, not a curated record
CUGAUGAAGGCUAUAGUCCUUUUCUUCAUCUACGUGCCCCAGCUAUGACUGCCAACAUCAACCAACUCCUGGAGAUAAGCAUGGAUGAAGCAGUGCUUGAUAUGGCAACACCCAAUCCUCCAGGUGAGGACAUACAAGAAACUCCAGAACAACAAAAAGUUCUCUGCGAGGAAGACUUGGUGGGGAAAAGUGCCAGUAUUACCUACAAUGACCAUCUGCAUAGACUGGCCAUGUACCUGCAGUUACCAAUGCAGAUGUGCAAUUACUCAAACAGAGUAACUGGGGCAACAUGCCCUGGUAAAUCGCCAUUUCAGGUUACCCUGAAACCUCGGGGCACUGGAGUGGCAUUGGAAUGGUUUUGCCCAUUUGGACACCGUUUGUGGAAGUGGAAUUCACAGCCCCUGUUGAAGUUUGGCAUGCAGGGUGGAGACUUCAUGCUGUCCACAAACAUACUGCUGUCAGGGAACAAUUAUCGAAAAAUUGCACUCCUUUUCCAGUUCAUGAAGAUGGGAAUGGUGGCUCAGUCCACUUUUUUCAAAAUACAGGACACAUACUGUGUUGACCCUAUUGAAAAGUUCUGGGAAAGGAACAGAGCUGACGUUUUAACCCGUUUGCGUCAAAAGGACCGCGUUGUUGUCCUAGGAGAUGGCAGAAUGGAUUCCCCAGGCCACUGUGCACAGUACUGCACGUACACAACCCUUGAGCAGGACUCAAGGGACAUUGUGCAUAUAGUGACUGUUGACAAGCGGGAAACGGACAGAAAUUCGGUCAUUAUGGAGAAGGAGUGCUUCAUAAGGACCAUGGACGUACUACUCCAGGAGAUUCCUGUAAAAGAAGUGGUCACAGAUGCCCACCCUCAAAUAACUGCAUUGCUUAAUCCAGAGCGUGGCAAAUAUAAGGCUUGGGGACUGCAACAUUCUCUGGACAUCUGGCAUGCUGCAAAGAAUUUGGGGAAAAAGCUAUGACGGCUGCACAUAGGCAGUGCCUGUUUAACACUCU